GGGCUGGACCGAACGGAUGAAGAAGCCUCUCAUUUUUUGUACAUCAUUCAGGAAAGACAUUAAUAAAACUCAGUUAAUAAAAAUUAACAGUGCAGUUACUAUGCCUGUCCUAGGUCUUCAAAGGCAGAACAUUCACAUGCUUAUAAAAUAUACUACAUGGAUAUUCAUUGGGAUAGAUUCUGUCAAGCACUGGGCUUUUUUCAGUUUUUUUUUAGCAUAUUUGUUCAUCCCCCACUGAAAUUAAUUCCUGUCUACACCACUGAUUUGAAGCCCAGGUACAUUUUGUGUUUUGUGGGCUACCGUGGGUCAUUGUAGACAAAGUUCACAAGUCCAACACACUCAUUCCAUCUUCAUAGAUGCCCCAGUGCCCCAAUGUUAUUUUGCAUAGAGGUUUGGACGAGCUUAUGUGAGCCUGCUAGACUUCCAGAGCACUCGUUUCUCUAAAUGUUCCUCCUGUGGAGGAACUACCAGCCUGGAAUCACAUGCUGUUUCCUCUCCUUUUGCAAGUCCAGCGAUUAUAACAAUCUUUUCUCGCUGCUACAAUGGACUUGUUGACACAGACAGACUUUUACCACAUAUCUACUGCUCGCUUGGCAAGGUUAAUCCUUUGGGCCCAAAACCAUGUUGGCAGAUAACAUUCCUACGCCCGAGCGGUUUGCUUAAUUUCUAGUAGAAAAGGGAGCUCGAAAUGCUGCUUAAAUUAAGGUACACUUAGUUAUUUAAACUUCUGCAUUCUGUUUUAUAUACACAGAGACCAUACAGAGCGAAGCUCUAUGGGGAAUGAAUCCUUAAAACGUAUUAAUUUCAACAAUUACGAGCUUCAGGAAGUUGCAAACACAAGACAAACCACGGCAGCCUCAAAGGGUCAAAAAGCUCCUCUACCCCACCGCCGAUUCCGCGUUUCCUUACUACUUGUUGGAGGGAACUGGACGAAGACGAGGUUGAGGAGACUCGUUCUGAGUUUGAGGUCCACGCGUCCCGCAGCCUCGCUCUGGAGCUGAGCUUCGGUUUAACGGCACGUAAGACAUGGAGGAGCAAGAGAGAGAUUUGACAAAAGCAUAUGAACUUCAACAGCCUGACUUCAGAGCAGCUGAAAAUAGCAGUUUGGACAAAGGCACAAAACCCUCUGAGAGUGGGACGGAAUUGGAGCUGGCUACAAACAUAGAUACACACCUUACAGAAGAGAAUCCUGCAUCUGUUCAGAAUUCAUCCACAGGUUCACUGCGCACACAGAGUGUUGUCAUUUUUGAUCCUAAUGGACAACCUCUUCGGUGCGAAGACAUGGUCAUUGGCCAGUGUGAGAAUGGAGAGCUGUAUGUUAUUCGGUCCAACUCACUUGGAGGAACGCAAGUGUUGCUGCAUAAUGAUCAACUGCUAGAUGCUGCAGACCCAACUGCCACUUGCAUAGGGAAACCUAAUCAAGAGGACCCGCUAACCCCUGCUGAAACAGCCCUUGACAGUGGAACAAACGCUUUAUGCACAGAAGCAGCUCCUGGCUUCACAGAUGCUAAGGUUCAUGCAAAAAGUUCUCCAGAAGAAUAUGUGCCGUCACCAAAGCCUCUGACUGCAGCUGCACCGAACUGGGCAAACAGACUUCGCAGCUGUGAGGUCUGUACAGCAGAACAAAAGAAACUUGGCGACUCGUACCGAGGUUACUGUAACACAGAGACGGAGCUGGAGGCGGUGCUGCUCCUGCACAAGCAGCAGACUCACUCUGUGUUUGGCACUCGUCAGUCGCCCUCACCUGCCAAGCCUGCCACUCGUCUCAUGUGGAAGUCUCAGUAUGUGCCCUACGAUGGCAUCCCCUUCGUUAACGCCGGAAGUAGAGCCAUUGUGAUGGAGUGUCAGUUUGGACCACGGAGAAAAGGGCUCCAGCCCAAGAAAGGCAACUUACAAGAAACCUGUACAAAUAUUGAUUACAAAGCGACCUGUCCUGCCAGAAUCUAUAUUAAGAAAGUACGGAAAUUCCCUGAGUACAAGGUUCCAGUUGACCCCAAAGUGGACAAGAAGGUUGUACGGCAAGAGCAGGAGAAAGCCUUCUUCAACCUAAAGAAGAAACUGUGGAACACUGGAGGUGUCAUACGGUAUUACAUUCAGCUCCCUACCCAAAAAGCCCACCUGUACCAUGAUGUAGACACAAUUAUCCUACCCCCACUCCCUGAGCAGCCUGAUCUUAUGAAGGAGGAGACUGAGGAGGAAGAACAGGAGAUGAUUGGAAGUGAGGGUGCGGAAGAGGAGGAAGAUGGAGAGGCACAGGGUGGUGGUCCUGUUCCAUCUCGCCUGCACCCUCUAGUGGCAGAGAAGAUCCGUGUGCUGGUUGCACAAGGGUGCAGCCAGGUCUAUGCUGUCCGCAAGCAGCUGAGGAGGUUUGUGGAGCGUGAGAUGUUCAAGUCGAAUGUGGUACCAGAGAGACACAAUUUGUGCUACUUCCCCACUGUCAAUGACAUCAAGAAUCAUAUCCACGAGGCCCAGAAGUCCCUGCAGCUGACAGAUGGUGUGCCUGCCUCUCCGGACGCUGAGUGGAAGACAGAGAGUGAGCACCUCCUUACAGAGACUGUGACCCUGACACUCACGCCAGCUUCUAUUAAUGUGAGCUCUCAGAAGGAAGGGCUCUUAGAAGGAAGCCACACUCUCUCUCCUGAAGCUGUUCACUUCUUCAGCUCUCUCACGUCCCUUCAGCCCAAGAUAUUUGCACAUUUGCAGUCUACCCCCACAGUAGGGGAGGCUGUGUCCCUGCCUGAGCCCCCUGCCCUGGUUGGGAUAGGACAACUGGUGAGCAUCUCCACCAUGGAGCCUGGGACCACCGAGGCUGGUGUGACACAGAUCCUACUGGAAGACGGACAGGCAAUUCCAGUGCAGAUUGUGGACCCAUCAGGCAUAGCGCUGAGAGCCUCGGCAGAGGAAGUUCUGAUGAGAGAGAGCAGCGAGACGAAGCCCAUGGACAUUUCACCAGAGCCACUCAGAGACCAAGGCUAGCGUGGCCCCGAGUCACGGGCCAGGGCCCGCUGUUCUUUACAAUGACACUGAGGACUGAAUCACUGAGUGUGUUACUGACUGAACAUGGCACUCUAUGCAAUAUUUCUGUAUGUUUUUAUUUUCCUGUUACAUUUGAAUGCUUUAUUAAUUUAUUGAGUAAUGUGGUGGAAGAAGCAGUUGUGCAUUAAAUGCUGAAAUGGAUGAAUGAGGCACAUAUGACGCACAUCCUUCAUCCUUUCCUUCUUGAUCUCUAUCUGAAAUGACUGUGCAGAUUUACUUACAAUGGUAGCGCUUUUCCGAUUCAGCACACGAUCCGAAGUGAUCGCGUCAAGUGUCUCGAGCCUGUAGUUGAUUACUAAGUCAAUAUGCUAGGUCUAAUGUCUACGUCAGUUGAAGUCUGUCUUCAGUUUACUAUUAGUCUGCACAUUUUCACUUCAUUGAAGGGCUGAAAUUUUUAAGAUGAAGACGAGAACACGGUUCCAAAGGGAUAAACCAAUUCUUCCAGACAGAAAGGGUGAAUGCCAAGUCCCUGAGAUUUCAGUGGAGAUGACAUUUAUUAUCAGCUGCAGAAUAGACACCCACAAUAACAAAAGGAACGAGGAAACCAGGACUGAGAACGCAGAGGUGAUUAAUCACUGCCGAUUCAGUAAUUGAAAGCGCA
Electrophorus electricus (electric eel) is the source of this 3637-nucleotide messenger RNA. It is a transcript of the gene carf, whose product is annotated as calcium responsive transcription factor. Gene Ontology annotation, molecular function: DNA-binding transcription factor activity, RNA polymerase II-specific; RNA polymerase II cis-regulatory region sequence-specific DNA binding. Lineage: Eukaryota; Metazoa; Chordata; Actinopteri; Gymnotiformes; Gymnotidae. Gene Ontology annotation, biological process: regulation of transcription by RNA polymerase II. Gene Ontology annotation, cellular component: nucleus. The record is from RefSeq and is a predicted model, not a curated record.